CCACGUCUCCUUGGUGCAGCUCACCCUGCGCUCCGAGGGCUUCGACACGUACCGCUGCGACCGGAACCUGGCCAUGGGAGUGAACCUCACCAGCAUGUCCAAUAUAUUAAAAUGUGCUGGCAACGAAGACAUUAUUACACUAAGGGCUGAAGAUAAUGUGGACACCUUGGCGCUAGUAUUUGAAGCACCAAAUCAUGAGAAAGUAUCAGACUGUGAAAUGAAGUUAAUGGACUUAGAUGUUGAACAACUUGGAAUUCCAGAGCAAGAGUACAGCUGUGUCGUAAAGAUGCCUUCUGGUGAAUUUGCACGUAUAUGCCGAGAUCUCAGUCAUAUUGGAGAUGCAGUUGUAAUUUCUUGUGCAAAAGAUGGAGUCAAAUUUUCCGCAAGUGGAGAACUUGGAAAUGGAAACAUUAAGUUGUCACAAACAAGUAAUGUCGAUAAAGAAGAGGAAGUUGUUACUAUAGAGAUGAAUGAGCCAGUGCAACUAACUUUUGCACUGAGGUACUUGAAUUUCUUUACAAAAGCCACUCCACUCUCUCCUANAUAA
Molecule: messenger RNA, 547 nt
Organism: Galeopterus variegatus (Sunda flying lemur)
Lineage: Eukaryota; Metazoa; Chordata; Mammalia; Dermoptera; Cynocephalidae
Gene: PCNA
Product: proliferating cell nuclear antigen
Exons: 1
Coding region: 74-547 (157 amino acids)
Biological process (GO): translesion synthesis; mismatch repair; leading strand elongation
Cellular component (GO): PCNA complex
Molecular function (GO): DNA binding; DNA polymerase processivity factor activity
Source: RefSeq, a predicted model, not a curated record